Paramecium octaurelia is the source of this 587-nucleotide messenger RNA. NCBI's taxonomy places the organism in Eukaryota, Ciliophora, Oligohymenophorea, Peniculida, Parameciidae. The record is from the annotation of a GenBank genome assembly.
AUGAAAAUUUUUUAAAUUGUAAUUUGUAUUUUAUUAUUGCAUUAGUUUUAGUAAAGAAAGCUUUUGGCCAGCAUCUCUAUAGAUGGUUCAAUAAUGUCCAAAUUAAGAAAACAUUAUAUUAUGCCGUUUGGUUUAAAUCUGAAUAUCUAUAAUAAACAGUUAUAAAUAAAAAUAUAACUUACUCCAUGCAUUAUGGCAGGAUAAAUAUAGAAUACUUGAAUAGGAAGAGUUUUGUGAUACGUGAGGUACAGAUAUUUGAAUUCACAGGCCUUCAAUUUAUUUUUUAAUAACUCUUGCAGACAGAAUAUCAAUAAAUUUAACACAUGGCUCCUUCUAUCAAGCAGAUAAGAAUAAUUUUAGCUUUUUCAAACAUUUAGAAGGAGCCAAUAAUGAUAAGAUCUAAAUAGAGUCGUCUCCUCAAUUUCCAUAUAAUUAAUAAGGAUAAAAAAAUAAAAAAGUAAAAUACUACUCAAUCUGUGACUUUAUUCUGCUUAGUUUAGAUCGAGAAAGCUAGACCAUAGUUAACAGCACACAUGUAUUGUAAGAAAAUUUGUGAUCCGCUUUGUUAGAGAAUACAUAAAUGCUGA